AUGUCCUCGACGCUGCACACCAUUCCAUUCAAUCCGCAACCACGGACCGACGAGGGGGACUCAGACCCGUGUUGGGUACGUGAACGUCGCCAGGACAUGAUACGAAGCUACUUGAAUAGCGGAAUAGACAAGGCAUCCGACGGCGCGCAAACGCGGAUGCGAUAUGCUCCACGUUGCUACGCCUCCGACAUCGUCAUCAAGGGCGGUCAGAAGAUUGUCGGGUGGCCGUCGAUGAUCCCGUUCACAGACCUCGCCAACAUCCGUGGCGGCUCCUUGAUGCUCGCCGAGCUUCAUCGGCGGUGCCUUCUGCCGGAUUGGCACCCCGACAAGCUUCGCUUCGAACCCACAUCGCACGAGGACCAAGUCAACGCCGCCCGUGAUCCUGAGAGCAUCCACCCUACCCCUCAUCUCCUGCCGGCGCUGAAGGUGAAGGCAGCGGAAGCCGCCGCCGCUAGAGUAGCUGCUCGGACCAGAGCCGCCGCUCGUGCAAGAUACUACCACCCGCGCAACAUGCAGUAUGUCGGCCGCCCGUCGACAUCAAAGUCGAAGAUCCAGAGGGGCCAGCGGCGGGAUACCAAGAAGCGGCGAGCACGGGCUUCAGACGCAGACCCUAGGGUGCGCAGGAAGCGGCCGAGGCGCGGCAUCACAAGCAUGCCCUUCGUGCUCCCAGGGUCAGAUGGUACCAGCGGUGGCAGCGGCGGCGAGCCGGCAUCGAAGCGGGAGGAGGUCGAGGAGUAUGCACUGGACGAUGACAUCACUCAGUUCGACUUAUCGCCCGAGUUCGACAGCGAGCUCACCGAUCCCGACCCAAUCGAGUCUACAUCUAGAUUGGGGAGCGAAGAGGAGGUGGACUGA
Molecule: messenger RNA, 855 nt
Organism: Trametes versicolor FP-101664 SS1
Lineage: Eukaryota; Fungi; Basidiomycota; Agaricomycetes; Polyporales; Polyporaceae
Exons: 2
Coding region: 1-855 (284 amino acids)
Source: RefSeq, a predicted model, not a curated record